Molecule: messenger RNA, 1394 nt
Organism: Gossypium arboreum
Lineage: Eukaryota; Viridiplantae; Streptophyta; Magnoliopsida; Malvales; Malvaceae
Exons: 6
Coding region: 522-1082 (186 amino acids)
Biological process (GO): intra-Golgi vesicle-mediated transport; endoplasmic reticulum to Golgi vesicle-mediated transport
Cellular component (GO): cytosol; cis-Golgi network membrane; TRAPP complex
Source: RefSeq, a predicted model, not a curated record
GGAAAACUACGAAGGUCAACAAUCAGAUUUUUGGGAAAUAAGCCUUAAAGUUAAACUCAAGUAUCAAAUUGGAAUAUAAUCUUAAGUAUUAAAUUGACCAUUCAAAUUAAAUUUAGGUAGCAAGUGAUAUAUUAACCCAAGAAUAAAAAUGAAAAGGCGAGAGAAGUUGAUCAUAUAGGUUUUGAGAAGCGCGAAAUCGUCUUUCAUCUAGAGGUCGUGGGUUUUUCUCGUCCUUAAAGCUCAUCUUCUAAUUUGGUGCCAUCUUUGGAUCUCUCACUUUUCUACCUUUCAGAUUUCGUGACGGAUAGGAGAUAUCUUUAUUUUUGCAACUGGGUAAUCCUGGUUUAUUUGGUCUUUUGAUCCAACGGCUAAGAGGGCCCUUUUUAGAAUUUUCCCUAAUACGACGACUGCAAUUUUUUUUUAAUAGAAGAGGAAAUUUUCAUUACAGCAACUGGUCCAGGCCUUUUCGUUCGUCUUUACAAUACUUCCCUCCGUUUGAGCACUUCCAGAUCUGAAGAAAAAUGCCUCCCGCCGCUCCUCGAUCCGGAGAUGCGAUCUUCGCCAGUGUAGAACGCGUGAAUGCAGAACUAUUCACUUUGACUUAUGGAGCAAUAGUGCGUCAAUUGCUUACUGACUUGGAGGAGGUUGAGGAGGUUAACAAACAGCUUGAUCAAAUGGGCUAUAAUAUAGGAAUUAGACUAAUUGAUGAGUUUCUAGCAAAAUCAAAUGUGUCCAGAUGUGUUGACUUUAAGGAGACAGCGGAAAUGAUUGCAAAGGUGGGUUUCAAAAUGUUCCUUGGGGUCACUGCAUCUGUCAUGAACUGGGAUGCUGAUGGCACUUGUUGCAGCAUUGUUUUGGAGGAUAAUCCCCUUGUGGACUUUGUAGAGCUUCCUGAUACUUGUCAAGGCCUCUACUAUUGCAACAUUUUAAGUGGUGUCAUAAGAGGAGCCCUAGAGAUGGUGGCAAUGAAGACGGAAGUCACCUGGAUUCGUGAUAUGCUUAGAGGAGAUGAUGCAUAUGAGUUGCAGGUUAAACUUUUGAAGCAAGUUCCAGAAGAGUAUCCUUACAAGGAUGAUGAAUAACAUGCCUUACUUACCUCUAUUAACGGCCUUGCGCACUUGCCAAUGUUCUAUUUCCAUUGUUUUUCUGUUGCUGAAGAACAUUAAUAUACGUUUUGUAUGUCAUCUUGACCACAAUGUAUCUUCCAUUUUCAUUUAGGGUUUAUAUGAUCUAUACUCCGAAGUUAUUAAUGUUAUUAAUCCUGCACAUCAGUAGUGAUGGCAAAUGGGUGGAUUGGAUUGGAUUUUUUUAUGGACCCUUUGGGUCAGGUUAUUCUAAGUUUGAGUAUUUUGAUUUUGAAUUAUCUCAAGUAUGGAUUAUUUUACACCUUCAAA